UCGUUCACACAGUGGAGAGUUCAGCACGCUGUCUGUCGGUGACCAAUCGAACGCUACUAUAUGAACACACGUGUCUUUCUGUCAUCCCUCUAUUACUUCAUUCUUGUACCUGAAAUGCUCCCAAACCCCCGCAGCCUACAAUUUUUCUCUCGCCGCUUUUUCAUUUAUAUUUUUUCCCUUCGCCAACCGACAUCGCAGUCGCCAUAUUUUCCGGUUAAUCUCGCCGGAAAUAUGAUGCUUCCGUUAUCUAACCCUUUGUCACCUGAACCAACUAAACGACUAAAAAGCACCGAGUCGGAUCGGAAAAAUUCUUACAAUUCGUUGCUGCAAUCACCUCUAUCACUCCACAACCCUCGCUCAUGGCUUCUAAUCUCCAUCCUCUCUCUCCAGACGAUUCUCUUCAUAAUGCUCCGUUCCACCUCUGUUUCUUUCACCGCCCGCCAAGUCGCCGAACAACCAACCUCUACAACGACCUCCAAUAUCCACGGCACCGUCAAGCUUAUUCCGUAUCAGAUGCCACAACAGCAUAAACAUCAACAUGAAGGGCAACAAGAGCAUCAAACGCAAAAAGAGCAAUCUGAGUCCAAUAUUUCAGCCACAAUUUCGAUGUCAGCAGAGCAAUGCAGCUCCGGGAGAAUCUUUGUGUACGAUAUGCCAAAGCCUUUCAACCAAGACUUAUUAGAAAACUGUCAUGAAUUAAGCCCAUGGGGUUCUCGUUGUGAAAUGCUGAUAAAUGGCGGCUUUGGUCGUAGUGCAACUGACUUAAACGGCGUCGUACCGGCUAAUUUAAUUCCCGCCUGGCACUGGACCGAUCAGUUUGUAUCGGAGAUUAUCUUCCACAAUAGGCUGUUAAACCAUAAGUGUAGAACCUUAGAGGCGGAAUCAGCUACGGCGUUCUACAUACCUUUCUACGCUGGACUUGCGGCGGGGAAAUACUUGUGGUCGCAUUCAAACGCCAAGGACCGUGAUUAUCACUGCGAGAUGAUGCUUCGUUGGGUACGGGAUCAACCCUACUUCAAUCGAUCCAACGGCUGGGAUCAUUUCAUCACCAUGGGGAGAAUCUCGUGGGAUUUUAGACGGUCCAAAGACGAAGACUGGGGCUCCGGUUGCAUUCACAGGCCAGGUAUGAGAAACGUUACUCGUCUUCUGAUUGAACGCAAUCCGUGGGACUAUUUUGAUGUCGGUGUACCUUACCCCACUGGAUUCCACCCUAGAUCCGACUCGGAUAUCUCGCAGUGGCAGAACUUCGUUCGCAAUCGUAACCGUUCAACUCUCUUCUGCUUCGCCGGGGGGACGCGUGGCAAAAUCAAGAAUGAUUUUCGGGGUCAGUUAUUGAGUCAUUGUAAGGAAGAGUCUGAAUAUUGCAAAGUCGUCAAUUGUGCCGGAACGCGAUGCUCCAACGGUACCUCGGCGAUUCUCGAAACGUUUCUUGACUCCGAUUUUUGCCUGCAACCGAGAGGAGAUAGCUUCACCCGCCGGUCUAUUUUUGAUUGCAUGGUGGCCGGUUCGAUUCCGGUUUUUUUCUGGAAGCGAUCGGCUUAUUAUCAAUACCAGUGGUUUUUACCGGGGGAUCCGGCAAGUUACUCGGUUUUUAUUGACCGUAACGCCGUGAUAAACGGGACGACGUCUGUGCGGUCAGUGCUGGAAAGUUAUAGUAAGGAAGAGGUGAAGAAAAUGAGGAAUCAAGUAAUCAAUUAUAUACCGAAUUUUGUGUAUGCGAAACACCGGGAAGGUUUAAAGACUAUAAAAGAUGCAUUUGAUGUGGCCAUUGAUGGAGUAUUGAGGAGGUUCAAGGAACAAGAAGAGUGGGGAUACAAGUGGUAAUAAAAGAAACUGCGAGGGUCACAGAGGGAAUUACAUAAUGGGCAAUGCUGAAUUUGGUGUCAGAGAAAUUAGAUAGAAGUUUUAUACUGCAUCAUAUGAUAGUGGGGGGAGAAACAGUUUUUCUUGUAAUUCUUUGGUUGAGGGCUCAAAAACUUCUGAUACUUCGGCAGUGAGGCAGGCGAGCCGUGGGGUUGGGAUGACUUAAUGAGUGAAAGCGAUGAGGAAGAGGACCACUGCUGGGGCUAGCCUUGGUGGCUCAAGAGUAUUUGAUGAUUACUGCAAUUUUUUCUUGUGACUUGUGCCAAUGGUAUGAUAAAUAAGUAUGGCUUAUAAUAUGAUUUUGUUUAAUGGAUUAGAUGCUUUUCGACC
This is a messenger RNA of Mangifera indica (mango), 2193 nucleotides long. RefSeq names its product xyloglucan galactosyltransferase XLT2-like. Gene Ontology annotation, molecular function: galactosyltransferase activity. Bases 61 to 1824 code for a protein of 587 amino acids. The record is from RefSeq and is a predicted model, not a curated record. The transcript is spliced from 2 exons. Gene Ontology annotation, biological process: xyloglucan biosynthetic process. NCBI's taxonomy places the organism in Eukaryota, Viridiplantae, Streptophyta, Magnoliopsida, Sapindales, Anacardiaceae.